AUAGAUUUUUCCAACAUAUAAUUCAUCCCAAUCAAUAAGGUCAUUAUCAUGUGCAAACUGUUCCUAAAUUCUCUGGAUAUUUCUUGCAAAAAUUGAAGACAUCCUUCGAUGCUUGAGAACACAACAUUUCAAAAUCCACCUUUUUUGGAUGCUGCUCUAUUAGUCUUAGAGCAGCCUUUGAUUUGUUUUUACAAAGAGCAUCUUCGAUAAUGUCAUAUCAGGCUAAGAUCCGUGGAGCUUGUAAGAAGAUAGCACCCGAUAGAGUCUUGAAGAUGAUCAAUGAAGACACCAAAUGUUCACUCAGUGAUGCCUAUGACCAUCUGUACAAGGCAUUGCAUCAGGAGAUGCUUGCCAACCAGAUCCUUAAAGGUUACGAUUAUUUCAUGAUGGAAGAUUAUGAUAAAUCAUCAUUGUGAAGGAGAUAGUAGAGAGGUUCAAGAGAGAGUCCAAAAUCCCUCAUGACAUCAUUUUAGCUUGGGUCAACAUCACUGCAGUAUCACCACCACAUGCUCCUGUCUUGAAUGACAGCACCUCAGUUGAGAUUCAUUCAUCUCAUCCGAUAGCACGUAUACUAUCACACAAUAGGAUUUAGAGGUGUCAUAUGGUGUAUUGUACGUAAUCGUGUGAAAUGUUUUAAGCAAUUGAUAUGGGAGCCUUGAAUGAAAAAAUAAGAAUUAGGAAUUCUGUAGUAGUUUCUUUUGUUGAUAUUUUUCACGUCGGGAGUCUUUUGGUUGAUCUCAU
This is a messenger RNA of Guillardia theta CCMP2712, 741 nucleotides long. RefSeq lists its product as hypothetical. The coding region runs from base 210 to 416 and encodes 68 amino acids. NCBI's taxonomy places the organism in Eukaryota, Cryptophyceae, Pyrenomonadales, Geminigeraceae. The transcript has a single exon. The record is from RefSeq and is a predicted model, not a curated record.